AUGUCUGUCAUUCUAUGUACAGCGGGUUACGACCACACAAUCAGAUUCUGGGAGGCACUGUCGGGAAUAUGCUCCCGGACCAUCCAACAUCCCGAUUCGCAAGUCAACCGCCUCUGCAUCUCACCCGAUAAGCGUUUCCUUGCCGCCGCCGGCCACCACAGUGUCAAGCUGUACGAUAUCAAGUCGACGAACCCAAAUGCGCUUCUUACCUUCGAAGGCCACACGGGCAAUGUCACAGGCGUGGCAUUCCACUGCGAAGGCAAAUGGAUGGUGACGAGCUCGGAGGACGGUACGGUCAAGAUCUGGGACACGCGGACGGGGACGAUUCAGCGCUCCUACAGCCAUGGCAGCCCGGUGAACGACGUGGUGAUUCACCCGAACCAGGGCGAAAUUAUCAGCUGCGAUAGAGCGGGAAGUGUGCGCAUCUGGGACCUCGCAGAGAACAAUUGUUCGCAUGAGAUGAUCCCUCAAGAGGACGUGUCCGUCUCGAGCGUCACAGUCGCAAGCGACGGGUCUUUGCUUUGCGCAGCGAACAAUGAAGGAAACGUCAUCGUCUGGCACCUGAUCCAGUCCUACGAUCGCACGCAGCUCCUCCCCGUCACCCAGUUCAGCGCUCACCAGAACCACAUUACCAGGAUUCUCCUAUCCCCGGACGUCAAGAAGCUCGCCACCUGCAGCGCGGAUCAUACCGCCAAGAUCUGGGAGGUGGUGAACAUUGAACCUCGCCCCGAUGAGGAGGCCAAGCCUUUCCCGCUCGAAGCGACCCUGACUGCCCAUCAGCGUUGGGUAUGGGAUUGCGCUUUCAGCGCGGACUCGGCGUAUCUUGUCACUGCCUGCUCCGACCAUUAUGCGCGGUUGUGGGAGGUCAGUGGUCAACAGAUCAUCCGCCAAUACAACGGGCAUCAUCGCGGAGCCGUCUGCGUGGCGCUCAAUGAUUACUCUGAGACGCGCUGA
Molecule: messenger RNA, 954 nt
Organism: Emericellopsis atlantica
Lineage: Eukaryota; Fungi; Ascomycota; Sordariomycetes; Hypocreales; Bionectriaceae
Product: WD-repeat protein pop3
Exons: 3
Coding region: 1-954 (317 amino acids)
Biological process (GO): TOR signaling; regulation of actin cytoskeleton organization
Cellular component (GO): TORC2 complex; TORC1 complex
Molecular function (GO): protein binding
Source: RefSeq, a predicted model, not a curated record